Pogoniulus pusillus (Red-fronted tinkerbird) is the source of this 739-nucleotide messenger RNA. Its product is annotated as feather beta keratin-like. NCBI's taxonomy places the organism in Eukaryota, Metazoa, Chordata, Aves, Piciformes, Lybiidae. The record is from RefSeq and is a predicted model, not a curated record. The coding region runs from base 203 to 523 and encodes 106 amino acids. The transcript is spliced from 2 exons. Gene Ontology annotation, cellular component: intermediate filament. Gene Ontology annotation, molecular function: structural constituent of cytoskeleton.
CACAAGGCACCCACAAACCACAGCACACCAGUGCCACGCCGUGACCUCACUGGUGACACCCCACCUCUGCUGGGCGGGCCUCGCCUCUGCUGCCAGCCCGGCCAGCAUAAAGCCAGCCCAGCGCCUCUCGCCCUCACAGCCGCCUCCUGACGCCUUCCCCUGCGCUCUGCUCGCUCCACCAGGGACCCUCCACCCCACAGCCAUGGCCUGCUACGACGCCUGCCGCCCCUGCGGACCCACCCCGCUGGCCAACAGCUGCAACGAGCCCUGCGUCAGGCAGUGCCAGGACUCCCGCGUCUUCAUCCAGCCUUCCCCCGUGCUGGUCACCCUGCCGGGACCCAUCCUCACCUCCUUCCCCCAGAGCACCGCCGUCGGAUCCUCCUCAGGGGCUGCCCUGGGCAGCGAGCUCAGCGCCCAGGGACUGCCCAUCUCCUCCGGCUACGGCUCCGGCUUCGGCUACGGCUACGGCUUCGGGGGCCGGGGCUACGGCUGCGGCGCCGCCAGGGGAUGCUACACCUGCUGAGGGCCCUGCCCACCACCCUGCCACCACUCACACCCUGCAACAGCUCCUGCAACAAGCGCACCUGGCCUGAUGCUGGCCCUGCCUUUGCCCCUCGCACCCCCUCCCUUCCCCUUGCUGCUCCUGCCUUUGCCCUCAAUAAACUUCUCCUGCAGCACAGCCUCGGCGCCUCCUCUGCCUUCCUUCUCCCGAGCCUCUCACAGCCUCACACGGGACAGA